Molecule: messenger RNA, 3570 nt
Organism: Oryzias melastigma (Indian medaka)
Lineage: Eukaryota; Metazoa; Chordata; Actinopteri; Beloniformes; Adrianichthyidae
Exons: 7
Coding region: 238-717 (159 amino acids)
Source: RefSeq, a predicted model, not a curated record
CCUCUCUUCCAUUUUCCUGUGAGGAAGUUCCUCUUUGGCAGAAUUCUUGGGGUGAUAUCCGUAUCAUUCUCCCUCUUCCCACCUGUAAAUGCUAUGCCAACAAAGAACGGCUUCACUCCGCAUGUUCUGAGAGACGAUGUUGAGUUGAUGUUGAGCCGGCUGGCGUGGUACGACUGAAACGCAAUCCGUCCUGCAAGCGCAGGCGUUUACCAAGAACAGAGUUGCAGCACGCUGGCCAUGUUCCUGUACUUGCUGGUCUCCGCGGCGUAUCACAGCAGCAGAUGGUUACCAAGGACUCAGAGGUUAAAGUUUCAAAUAGUGAACGUGGUGUUCAUCCUUGUGGUCCUGAUCCCUCAGAUCUACAUCAUGGCAAGGCCAAAAUCCUCCAGAUACUGCAAACAGCCUCUUCUGAUCAACUUGUGUGUCUCUGUGGCUUUGUCCUUCAUUGCUUCAGGUUUUUCUCUGCUGUUCACCCUCUUGGAUCCAGUUCCUCAGAGUCUGUGGGCUUCAUUCCACUUGUUUGGUCUCCUGUCAUGUGGACUUGGACUCAGCACUUCCAUCCUGACUCUCACAGCAGCAGAAUGUGUCAAAAGCACUCCCGAGCUUUACCACAUGUCGGCGGCUCUGACAGUCGCCUCUGCCGUCAGUGCAGGCGUUCUGCUGCUGAGAGGAGGACUGUGGUUAAGCAACAGGCGGCCCGCGGCGCAGACGGGCUGAUAAACCCCCCCGCAGCUGUCCCCCACGCUGACAUCCAAUAGCCCGCAUUUCAACUAUUCAUGAGCUUUGUGCGCCGGCAGCAGCCGGUAACUUUAGACCACGAGGAAAACUGUAAAAAUGACUUCAUCCAUCCACGGUUUGUUCCACAGAAGCAGGUGUGCUGGUGGUUGCAGUUUCCAUGACAUGAGCUUGUAAAAAACAGUGAACAUAAAGUUUACAUUUAACUACAACACGUAAUAAGAACACUAAAAAAAAGAUCUAUCUCUACCAAAAAAAUAAUAGAUUUUGUCAAGACAGUCAAACCAAAAGAUGUUUUGGUUGAAAAAUGUCAAAAAUUCUGCCUUUAUAACUGUCGUUUUGGAAUGGAGAUCCAUAAAGUGAAGUUUCUAGACCCGGGGUCUGCAACCUUCAACACUUAAAGAGCGGAUUUCUUACUGACCACAAUGUCUGACUUCAACCUUUAGAAAAAAAGAGAUUUGCGUCCAAGUUAAUGUUACUAUUUUAAUCAGAGCCGACCCUAGGCAAAGGUGAGCUAGGCGGCCGCCUAGGGCCCAAAAUUUCAAUUAUUUAUUUAUUUUUUAUUUAUUUUACAGUCUGACACAUCACUUAUUUUUGUGUUAAAAGUUAAAAAUGCAAUUACUAAAACCAUAAAUAAAAUAACUCAAAAGUUUGACAUCACUUGCCAGAUGCUGCGCCCCUCCUUACUCCUGUCGAAGCUUGAUGGAGGGAAGGAGGGGGAGGGGCACGCGGUGUGGUCGCUGCUUCUUUAAAACUUUAAGGACGUAAAAGCAGUAAAAGAAGCCCCCAGGGACAGCUUUAAGGUCAAAAAAGUAAGGAAGAGGAGGAAAAAACAGACUCAAAGCAGAGGUUUGUCUGUCUUAUUUACAUUCAUUUGUGUGGAAAUUCGCUGGGCUGAUUUUCAUAUACAGUUGUUUUCAGCAUAAAGGAAACACACAUAAUGAGAAAAUACUUUUAUUAAAUACUACUACUUUUAACAGAGUCACCUCUGUUCAUGACUCCCUUUCAAAAUAAAAGACUCCCUGUGUCACUAGAGGUGUGCCAAAAUAUUGAUAUUGCGAUAUAUCGUGAUAUUUAGUCCAACGAUUGAUUCUCGAUGGGUUCUCACCAAGUAUCGAUCUUUUAUUUUCGUUUGAAGAGGCUGUAAAACGUUACAUUCGUCAUCCUUUGAUGAGACAUUCCAUUGGAGGUAGAUAGUGGCGCGUGUUGUAAGACUGACUGUAAGACAGACAAUUGUCCCUGGCAGAUACUUUAAUUAUUUAUUUUUGUUCUGUUUUUCACAAAAAUUUUGCACUAAGUAGUGGCACUGCUGUUCCUGUUUACAAUUAUUAACACUGAAUUUUACAGAUAAAUCAAAUUCAAUUGGUGUCAAUGCUCGUCAAAGACAUAGCAUCACUGAUUUGCACAAAAGUGUGUUGCACAAAAUAAGACAAAAGUUGUUUAUUAUGAUUGUGUUCAAGCUAAAAAAAAUGGGGAUAUAUUUUACCCUAAAAAAGGUGAGUUAUUAGAGACACUUUUGACUAAUUAUCACAGUAUCGCGAUGUUAUCGAUAUUGUGGGACAUGUAUCGUAUCAUGAGGUACCCAGUGAUUUCCAGCCCUAUGUGUCACAUUGGAUCAUCUCAAUGCUUCAAAUGUACAAGUACGCGAUUAAACAGUGAUUAUGUGGUGCAGCUCAGUCAGAAAUUUGUAAUUCUAACAAUCCAAAAUCAAAUCAAUUAAUUGACUUGUACUGUAUUUUACAAACCAUUAGGCACAGUCAAAAUCCCCUUGAAUUUAUUCAAAAAUAGAAAAUCUGCUGUGACUUAAUUCUGGUUGUGUUUUUAUUCUUCAUUAACCAGAGAGCCACAACAAAUGAGUAAAAGAACCACAUAUGGGUUGCAGACCCCCGUUCUAGAUGUAAAUGUUGUCAUAAAAUGCAACAUUUGUGAUUUAAAAUGUGGCCAAAACACAACAGAUCCAUAAACUCUGAAUAAAAAAGACAUUUUCUGGUUGGUGGUGUUUUAUAAAGUAACUGGAGCUGAAUGAUUGGAGCAAAGUGCUUGUAGGAGAUAGAGUAGACCUUCCUAGCUUCUGCUUUUUACAGGAAACAUGUAGAUUUUUUUUAAAAUAUUGGGAAGGAUCAGCACUUUCACAGCCACUGUCUGGACUUUUCCUAAAUGAGAAAUAAAAGUUUAGCUUUCAGGGAUUCCCUGUUUGAUGCUGAAGCCACUGAACUAAAAAGGGAAAAAAAAGGCCUAAACUACAACUUGUGGGAGCUCAGGAGUGCACUCUUGUGGUAAAAAGUGUUAAAUAUUUACAAGUCUCAAUGAAUAUGUUGUUUUUAGUAUUUUUAACAUUUUCUUAUGAUAUUUUUCUGAUCUUGGAGGACAUAUCUAAAGAAAAUAUACAGCAGCUUGCCAAAAUAUUAGCUAAAUGCCAAACCCCCCCCCCCCAAAAAAAAGAAAAAAUGUCAGGUUUUACCAAAACAGCUAGCAUAAUGCUAAAAUAUUAGCUAGACUCCAAAUUAGCCUAAAAGCCCUGUAGAUACUAAUCAUUUUAAAGUUUGAAUGGUGUCUCCAGCUGAAAGUAUAUGCAGAAGUUCAUGGGUUUCAAAAAGUGUGAAAGUAUUUGACCAAUUUCUCAUUCGUUCCCUAUGCGGCAUAUUUUGCUCAAAGUUUCAAAAACUAUAAAGUUUUUGAAUUCCAAAAGUACAAGCAGUGACGUCCUGAAUGAGUUGCACUAUUUGAUACCAAAAUUGCCGGAUCCGGCCCACCAUGUCGCUUUGUUUUAUAGUUGUUGAUGUCCCGAUGUUAUCUUGCGCUUAUUGUAUCAUUUUGACAAAAUAUAUUUUUAUG